AUGGAGAACAUGGAUCAUAUCAACUUAAGCAAGGAGCAACCAGAUGAAUGCGAAAGUAAUUUACAAGCCGAUAAUUAUUGCCCUUCUCCUACUAAUGAAGAAUCUUCAAAAUGCGAUGAAUCCAAGAAAGCAAAUCAAGAGAGAAGUGAAGAACCAACACUUGGGAUGGAAUUUAGCUCAGACGAUAGUCCGUAUGAGUUUUAUGUCAAAUAUGGUGGAAAAAUUGGUUUCGAUCACAUGCUAAGAGUUAAUCGAAGUAUAUCUAGAGCUCAAAAAGUACAUGCAGAUGAUGCAAAUAAAUCGAGAAUACCAAUUAAAGCAACUGUAGAUUUAAUGAGCAGAGAAGUUGGAGGACGAGAGCAUCUUGGAUUUUUGGAUAAAGAUUACAGAAAUUACAUGCAUAGAAAACGAAAUACAACAAUGGAAAAGGGAGAUGCUGGGGCUAUAUUGCAAUAUUUUCAGGAGAUGCAAUCAGAGAAUUCAUCUUAUUUUUAUUCACUUCAACUGGAUGAGGAUGAUAUGAUCACCAAUAUUUUUUGGGCAGAUGCACGUUCAGUGGCUGAUUAUGGCCUCUUUGGAGAUGUUAUUUGCUUUGACACAACUUAUCGAACAAAUGAUUAUGGCCGACCUUUUGCACCAUUUAUUGGAGUUAAUCAUCAUAAGCAAACAGUGAUAUUUGGUGCAGCUUUAUUAUAUGAUGAAACCGCUGAUUCGUUUAAGUGGUUAUUUGAGCCUUUUCUUGGUGCCAUGUCUGGAAAACAACCAAAGACAAUUCUUACAGAUCAAUCUGCAGCAAUGGCCAAAGCAAUUUCAAAUGUGUUUUCUGAAACUCACCAUCGAUUGUGUGUUUUGCACAUUUAUCAGAACCCUGCCAAGAAUUUGAGUCAUGUGUUUCAUAGAUCAAGCGAAUUUGCUCACGAUCUUAGCAAGUGUGUAUAUGACUAUGAAGAUGAAGACGAUUGGUUAUUGGCUUGGAAUAACAUGCUUGAGAAUUAUUGUUUAAAGAAGAAUAAAAGGUUGAAGGAUUUAUUUGAAGUAAGAGAAAAAUGGGCAAUGGUGUACGGACGACACACUUUUACUGUAGAUAUGAAAAGCACACAACGCAGUGAAAGUAUGAACAAUGUGUUGAAGAACUACUUAAAACCUAGACAUGACCUUUUAAGAUUCUUUGAACAUUAUGAGAGGUUUUUGGCAGAUCGACGAUACGAAGAAUUACAUGCAGAUUUCUAG
Cornus florida is the source of this 1230-nucleotide messenger RNA. Its product is annotated as protein FAR1-RELATED SEQUENCE 5-like. The transcript has 2 exons. The record is from RefSeq and is a predicted model, not a curated record. Gene Ontology annotation, biological process: regulation of DNA-templated transcription. Bases 1 to 1230 code for a protein of 409 amino acids. NCBI's taxonomy places the organism in Eukaryota, Viridiplantae, Streptophyta, Magnoliopsida, Cornales, Cornaceae.